AUGCAGCCGUCUACAGCGGACGCAGUGUGGACCACCGAGGAGCUUCAGAGGUUUGUGCAGGAGGCGCGGACUGCGGACCCAAGGCACUUCAAGAUGGAUCAUGAGCUGGCUGAGGCGAUCACCGCCGCGACGGACAAGGUGCGACCGGGAGUGCGGGUGACCCGUGCGGCGCUAGAGCUGCUGACCGAGUUGGCGAGCGCACCCACGGCGGGGGGGGCGCUGGCGGGAGUUCUGCAGAACCUGGACGAGAAGCACCGCCGCCGCGCGAUAGCUGUGGAGGCGGCGGUGGCAUACGCGCGGGCGGUCGAGGCGGCGGAGCGAGCGGCGGUGGAGCCAGUAGUCACGGUUCCAGCUGCGGAGCCGGCGGCUGGCGCGGCAGGCGCGGCAGGCGAGCCUCGAGAACAGGGUUUGGCUUCCUCGCAGACGAUCGUUCCGCCGCUGGCACCGCGCACUGAAGCGCUCGCGGCGUCCGAGCCGGGGCGGACGGCAGCGGUCGCGACGGAGGCGGAGGGCUUGCGUCUGCACCUCUCGAGCAGCAACAGCACUGGCUAUAGAGGUGUGUACGAAGACUCUGGCCGCUUCCAGGCGCAGCACUGGGUGGACGGAAGGAAUGCCUACCUCGGCACCUUUGGCUCGGCGGUGGAGGCGGCGGUGGCGUACGCGCGGGCGGUCGGCGAGUACCAGCCUCCGCCAGUGGCUGCGGUGACGGCGGCCGAGGGCUUUCAACUGCACAUGUCCAGCAGCAACGCCACGGGCUACACGGGCGUGAGCUUGGAGAGGGGCCGUUUUCAGGCAAGGCGCGUUGUGAACGGAAGGCAGGUCUACCUCGGCGUCUUCGGCACGGCGGUGGAGGCGGCGGUGGCGUACGCGCGGCACGGUCGCCUACGCGCAGCAGUGGAGGCGGCGGUGGCCUACGAGGCGGCGGUGGCGCGGCAGCCAGAGGAGGGCGAGGAGGAAGAGGAAGAGGGCGAGGCACCGGCGCCGGUGGUGGAGGCGGAGGGUUUGCAGCUGCAGCCGGAGGCGGCAGCGGAGGAGGCGGUGGAGGUGGAUGUGGCGGUGAUGGUCGCGGUUGACGACGAGGAGGAGGAGGGCGGCGCGGUAGAGGCGGUGGAGGUGGUGGAGGCGGUGGCGGCGGAGCUCGAACGUGCGCAAGGCCAGCUGCGCGACUGGCUCUCGGCGCCGGUGGUGGCGCCGGCGGAGUCGCAGGCGGGCCAUGGGUCAGCCGCCAGCGUCGUGGGGCAGGAGGGCAUGAUGGCUGGGGCGGAGGCGGAGGGCGGGGAGGAGGGUGAGGCGGCGGUUGGGCUGGUGACGGAGUCCGAGGGCUACCGGCUGCACCUGUCCUCAACAGGCUCCACGGGCUACUUGGGUGUCUUCCGCCGCGAGGAUUGCGGCAGACUCAAGUUUGUCGCGAUGGUGAGCUUGCACGACGGGCAUCGCAUGCGGCUGACGUACCUCGGCGUCUUCCCCACCGCGGUGAAGGCGGCGGUGGCGGUCGCCAAGGCGAAGCUGCAGUCGUCCUCCGGCGGGCCUUCCUCAGCAGUCCAGGUGGGGCCUGUGCCUACAGCGCCGCCACGGCGGGCACCGCUCGUGGCUGAGGCGGAGGGCUUGCGCUUGCACGUCUCCAGCCGCAGCAACAACACCACCGGCUACACCGGCGUGGUCAAGCACGGCUCGCGCUUCAAGGCGCAGGACAGGCGGGACGGAAAGGCUGUCUCCCUCGGCACCUUCGACACGGCGGUGGAGGCGGCGGUGGCGUACGCGCGGGCGGUCGGGCAGGCUCCUGCCCAGGGGUCGGCUGCGGCCGGCAGCGAGGCGCUCGACUCGGACGAGGGCGAGGGCGAGGUGGUGGCGGUCGGCUCGGGCGAUGGAGGGGCGGCGUUGGGCGGGCUAGCUGCGCUGCAGGCCAGAGCUGCGGAAGCAUUGCAUAGGAUGGGCGGGGAUCUCCCAAGGCAUGAGCCGUGA
Molecule: messenger RNA, 1962 nt
Organism: Emiliania huxleyi CCMP1516
Lineage: Eukaryota; Haptophyta; Isochrysidales; Noelaerhabdaceae
Exons: 3
Coding region: 1-1962 (653 amino acids)
Biological process (GO): regulation of DNA-templated transcription
Molecular function (GO): DNA binding; DNA-binding transcription factor activity
Source: RefSeq, a predicted model, not a curated record